CUUUAUUGCGAGUAGGUAACCGGAAUCUAUAAAUACAAAGCACGUGCUAUAUUUAACGCCGAAACAUUGAGAAACUAAUGCGCGCCUUCAAAAUUUUGCUCCUUGAGUCUAUUCUGGUCCCGUCGCUUAAGAGCCCCAAUAUUGUCCAACAGUUUCUGAAGUUAACAGCCAGUUCCACUGAGAAAUUUUCGUAAUUUUUUUUUAUCAAAUUGACUGGGGAAAUUUCUUCAAUAGCCCGAAUUUGAAACAAUAAAAAAUGCCGUUAAUAAAAGUACAAGAUUCUAUGAGUGUGUGCAGGACUGCUUAACUGCUAGGCUGAUUGCUUUGGCAAAUAAGAUAAUUUGGUAUUCAGAUCCUGUCUGACUAUUGUACUUUAGUUGCCUCUUUUCUCACCUGCUUAUUGCCAUGUCUUUUACUUAUUAAGCGACAAUAGAUGAUCCUUAUACGUGUAAUUCGCCAAUAUAAUUAGCCUAUUAACUGGGCAGAAGGUUAAGCCGCUCAAAUAGCCGAAUGCGUGUUAUAGUUUGAGUCGAUUAUGUUUGUGAUCAGAAAAAUCUGCUGUCAUGGCUUCUAAGGAAUCUCUAGUGAAAAAAACCACAGAAAACCUUGCUUUAAUCAACGUUCUAAACCAUGAGGUGCCAUUCAAGAGCGGGUUUUUGUCCAGGACAUUUUCCCAUGUUUUUCAAGUGUCCCAGCUCAAACGAUAUGCGUUUCCGCAAGUUGCAAACUUAGUGCUUAGAGACGAUAGAGUGAAAAAGGCUGUGGAAAGAGUCGCUGUUCAGCAGCUGAAGGACUCGGACAGCACUGAGGAUGAAUUUUACCAGGAACUUAUCAAGAAAAACCAGGCCCGAGCAAAGAAGCUUGUUUCUGAUAUGCGUUCCACUUUGUCAGAUUUUUUAUUAAGAUUUACUUCAUGGAUUUUGUACAAAUUGCUGCCAUGUUUCAUGAACUCGGUGGUCGUUCAUCCUGGUCAGGUGGAUAUGCUGAAACAAGCCUCCAAAACCAAUCUUCCGUUAAUAUUCCUUCCUUUACAUCGCUCCCAUUUGGAUUACAUACUUCUUUCGUUCAUUUUGUUGAAUAACGACAUUCGAUCACCCCUGGUAGCUGCUGGGGACAAUUUAAGAAUCCCGUUCUUCGGCUCCCUGUUGCGAGGUUUAGGAGCGUUUUUCAUCAAGCGACGCAUUGAUCCAAUGAUGGGACGCAAGGACCAUGUUUAUAAAGCAGUGUUGCACACUUACAUGAAUCUCUGCCUGAGAUCGGGACAUAAUAUCGAAUGCUUCCUGGAAGGAGGACGCACCAGAACUGGCAAACCAUGCAUGCCAAAGUAUGGCGUUCUGAGCGUCAUUGUGGAAACCUUCAUGGACGGAACCAUUGAAGAUGCGCUUUUGGUGCCAGUGAGUCUUAAUUAUGAGAAACUGAUCGAUGGAAACUUUAUUAAGGAACAACUGGGCGAGCCGAAGAAGAUGGAGACUUUUGGGGAUGCCCUGAAGGGCAUCUGGCAUGUUUUGAACAGCAGCUACGGCAGCAUGAGGGUUGAUUUUAAUCAACCCUUCUCCCUGCGGGAACUGAUUAAAACGUUCGAUCAGAACAACAAAAUCUCGAAUCCAAACGUAAGCGCUCGCGUUUUGAAGUCAAAUCCCUCGACUAAUAGCUUGUAUGGGACUGAUGUUGUUUCCGAAGAACAUAAAAGCUUGGUGGAAAAUAUUUCAAAGCACGUCAUAUACGAUUGCGCCCAAUCCACCUCAGUAAUGUCGACCAAUGCGUUGGCUUUCUUGCUGUUAAGCAAAUUUCGGCAAGGAAUAACUCUGCAGAAACUAGUAGUGGCUUUCGAGGACCUGAAAAAAGACCUGGAAUUGAGUAGGAGAGAUGUGGGCUUUUCUGGAGACGCAGUGGAUGUCAUUAAUUAUGCAGUUGAACUGUUGGGCCCCGCUUUAGUAAAGAAGGAAAAACUCAAUGGCGAAGACACAAUCAAGCCAAUAGCUAUUCUGCCAAACGUUAUCGAGCUGUCCUAUUAUAGUAAUAGUCUAGUCACUCAUUUUGCCCUGGAAUCUGUGAUUGCUUUGGCGUUAUCUGUGGCGGAAAUACGACUAAACACCGUAUCGCAGGAUGAUUUGAUGGAAAACGCUUUGGAGCUGUGCUCGUUUUUCCAGUAUGAAUUCUUAUUUUGCAAACCCUGCCAGAACUUGGAGAUGGUCAUCACUAGCUGUAUAGAUGAUUUAAUUAUUAGGAAGGAAAUAUUCUUGCCGGAAGCUGAAAGCAACGAGUUAGUGCGAAGAAGCAGGAACAUUGCGCGACAGUUCGAAGACGACGAUGAAGAAGAACCGUUUCAGAAAUUGUACAAAAUCAACACAUCCAAAGAAGCAAUGGAAAAUGUUAAAUAUAUGGCCCACAUUCUCAUGCCCCUUAUCGAAGCCUACGCAAUCACAGGUUUCACUUUAGAAACUCUCGUGCAACGGCAGCUGCUGGAAAGUGAACUGGUGGCUUCUGUUUUGAAGGAAAUGAAGGAACAGUUGGCUACUGGUAGUCUGAAUUAUGAUGAAUCUGUGGCUGUAGAUCCGGUGAAAAAUGCUCUAAAACUCUACCAAAAACUGGGCAUUUUGGAAUGUCAUCAGGAAGGCAAACUGCGGCUUUACUACUUAAAGGAGGCAUACGAUAAUUCCGAGUCGGUUAAGUUAUUCUAUAACAAGGUCAAUAAGUACAGGACGGGCAAUCUAUUAAUACAAUAAAUUGAGAAUUGUUCCAUAUUGGAAUUAGUGGGCACCAAGUAGUUCUUCCAGGUGAUGUGUUCGUCAAGGUUCUGAAUUUUUUAGUUAAUAGUAAGUUUUAAAUGCUCAUAAUUUAAUUAUUUAGUUGCCGGACUUAGUCGGCUGGUUGUAUUUUUAAAUCUGCCCUAAUGAAUAUUCGUCGCUAGACAACAGGGUAAAGUUAGUUGCCCAUAUGGGAGUUUUCACGGUUUGCCUACCCAGCUUCAUUGUCGGGGACUAUAUCGAAUGUGUCUUUUUGUAUAAUUAACAUAGAGAUCUGUGAUAAAUAAAUUACUUUUGCUAA
Molecule: messenger RNA, 3048 nt
Organism: Dendroctonus ponderosae (mountain pine beetle)
Lineage: Eukaryota; Metazoa; Arthropoda; Insecta; Coleoptera; Curculionidae
Gene: mino
Product: glycerol-3-phosphate acyltransferase 1, mitochondrial
Exons: 10
Coding region: 564-2726 (720 amino acids)
Cellular component (GO): mitochondrial membrane
Source: RefSeq, a predicted model, not a curated record